Chara braunii is the source of this 1199-nucleotide messenger RNA. NCBI's taxonomy places the organism in Eukaryota, Viridiplantae, Streptophyta, Charophyceae, Charales, Characeae. The record is from the annotation of a GenBank genome assembly.
UCUCAUCUUCAUGGAUAAUUUCACGGAGGUGGAACAAUGAAAGUUGGUAAAAGGGAUGCAGCAGCGAUAUGACUGGCCAAAGAUACGGGAGAACUUGUUGGCAAGGAACUUUGACCAGAUCCUCUGUCGUCUGCUGAAGCAGCAGAAGGAGGAUCCAGAAAGAGUGCAUUUAGGGGCAGAUAAGGACAAAGAGGUCUACAAGACCUUAGCUGAAAUGAAGGAAAUGAUGGCCGAUAUGAGAGAGGAACGGUUGAAGUUCCAAGUGUUGGCGGCCAAGGUGAGUAAAGGAAAGAGAAAGGGGAAAGAGCCUGUUGUUGAGGAGAGCAGCAGUGAGAGUGAAAGCGAGGAGGAGGAAGAGCCUCCUCGAAAGCUGACCAAGGCCGAGAGGAAGGCCUUGAAUCAAAUACGAGGAGGACAGGGAACGUCUCAAAAACGGGGAGAAAGUAGCAGGGAUGGAGGAAAUGGAAAUGGGGAUCGACAAGUUGGCCAGGGACAACAGAGCCAAAGUCAGCAGGCCCAGCCUCAAGGUGGUCGAGGCCAUGGAAGAGGCCGCGGGAAUGGUGAUGGUCGAGGAAAUUGGCAGGAAUAUGUUUGCAAAUAUUGUGACAUGAAAGGCCACAUUGUUCGUUUCUGCCAAAUCCUCGCGAAAGAUGAAAAGGAUCAAAUUGUUUUCACAACUAUUCGAGGCGAAGUUUUUGACUUUGAGGGGAAUCUUAUUGAUUCCAACAUUGAAGGGGGGAUGAGGAAGGAAGCCUUCCGACGGAUGGGCCGUCCUUUGCCUGCCACGUUCCGACUAGCCUCGCCAGAAGAGGCCAAUCUUUUUGAGUUGGAGGAGGCGAUGGCUUCCUUAGAAGUCUGUGAUUGCAAAGAAGAGGAAUUGGAAGAAAUGAAGGAAGACAUUGCUCGUCGGGCCCGGGAGGUGACCAGAAGAUUGGGCAAGUGUCGAGACUCUAUUGUCCGACUGUGCGUUGAUAUGGAGGAAGUUAGACCCAAUCUUCCAAACGUAUUCCUCUUUGGGGGAUCAAGCAGUGUGGGUCAGGAUAGGUCAGCUUCUGCAAAUGCUCCAACGCCAAGAGUAACAUCAUUGGUUCGACCAAUGGUGAUGUCCCGACCUUUGCUUUAGCGAGGGACAAAAGUUAUAAUGGUACAGACCUGAAAGGAGAGGAAAACUGCACAAUCUCAGCCUGCGUCUGGCGAGA